Molecule: messenger RNA, 2423 nt
Organism: Sardina pilchardus (European sardine)
Lineage: Eukaryota; Metazoa; Chordata; Actinopteri; Clupeiformes; Clupeidae
Gene: mcrs1
Product: microspherule protein 1
Exons: 15
Coding region: 199-1626 (475 amino acids)
Biological process (GO): positive regulation of transcription by RNA polymerase II
Cellular component (GO): Ino80 complex; NSL complex; MLL1 complex
Molecular function (GO): protein binding; G-quadruplex RNA binding
Source: RefSeq, a predicted model, not a curated record
AUGUGAAUGUUUUGUCUUCUUGUUUUCGAUCGACUAUAUAUAAAUACACGUUUUGUGGUGACAGGACAUCGUAUUACCUCGACAUUUUGAUGCUAUUGAGAUCGCCAUUCACCAGUAAUUCCUUAAAGAUUACUUGGGGGUUUUCAAAAUAACAAUGACACUUGCCUGACUGACUGCGCCUGGUUUUGACUAAAAGCUAUGGAAAAGGACUCGCAAGCUGGUAUUGCCACCCCCGUUGUGGGAGGUUCCUCCAUCGGAGGCCUGGCUAGCCACAGUAGGUCGGAGGAUGAAGAGUCGACAGGGCUGAAGGAUGUGAAGAGGACAGCAGCACAGGCUUUCAGUGGUGGCGGUGGAGUGCCCAAACGCCGCAGCUCCUCCAGGUCAAUCAAGAGAAAGAAGUUUGAUGAUGAGCUGGUUGAGAGCAGUCUGGCCAAACCCUCCACCAGAGUGAAAGGUCCACCUGUCAUCGAGCCAAUCCGAUGCUCUGGCAGUGAGCCAUCCUCCAAUGAAAAGAAGAAGGUAUCAAAGGCAAGUUCCUCCAUCACGCCCCCUCUCACCAUGGUGAUCACCCCUCCGCCCAUCACUAAGAGGGUGAAGAAGACCAAACAAACAUUGCAGAUCACCAAGGACCUGGGCCGCUGGAAGCCCACUGACGACCUGCUUCUUAUCAAUGCUGUCCUGCAGACCACAGACCUCACAGCGGUGCACCUGGGAGUCAAGUUCAGCUGUCGCUUCACCCUGAGAGAGAUUCAGGAGCGCUGGUAUGCCCUGCUGUAUGACCCGGUCAUAUCCAAACUGGCCUGGCAGGCCAUGAGGCAGCUACAUCCGGAAGCCAUUGCUGCCAUUCAGGCCAAAGCGCUCUUCAGCCAGGCAGAGGAGGCCCUGCUGGCCAAGAUCAGCUCGAACAGUCAGCCCAAGCUGGAGGUGUUCCAGGAGCUGCUGAGUAAGCACCCGAGUGUGUUCUACCCCUCCCGCACACCCAAGAGCCUGAUGGUACACUGGCAGCUUCUCAAGCAGUACUACCUGCUGGAGGACCAGAGCGUACAACCCCUUCCCAAAGGAGACCAAGUCCUAAACUUCUCCGAUGCAGAGCAGCUGGUAGAUGAUGCCAAGUUAAAGGAAAGCAGGGAUGAGGUGCUUGAACAUGAGCUAAUGAUCUCCGACAGGCAUCAGAAGAGGGAGAUCAGGCAGUUGGAACAGGAGCUGCCCCGCUGGCAGGUGCUAGUGGACAGCAUCACAGGAAUGAACUCCCCGGACUUUGACAACCAGACUCUGGCUGCGUUGCGGGGGCGCAUGGUCCGCUACCUGAUGAGGUCAAGGGAGAUAACUCUGGGCCGAGCCACCAAGGACAAGCAGAUAGACGUUGAUCUCUCACUGGAAGGACCUGCAUGGAAGAUUUCAAGAAAACAAGGCAUUAUUAAACUGAAGAACAAUGGGGACUUUUUCAUCGCUAAUGAAGGCCGGAGACCCAUCUAUAUAGAUGGAAGACCUGUUCUGUCCGGCAACAAGUGGAAACUCAACAACAACUCUGUAGUGGAGAUUGCAGGCCUUCGCUUUGUGUUCCUGAUCAACCAGGAGCUCAUCUCCCUCAUCAAAGCAGAGGCAGCCAAGAUGAACCAGCAGUGACAUUUCUCUGGAAUAACUGCCCUAAUCCUGGGCCAGGAGGAGGCUGUGCUCCGGGGAGAUGGACUCUGAGGCCCUGGCUGAAUCCGUACAACCAGCUCCUCAACGCGAGUUUGUAGAGAUAAACUACUACUUCCUGCAGGCACGCAAUGAGACUGAUGAACACGUGUGAACAAUUCCACAUCACCACAGGGGAUUGUUUUUCAUGAUCCUAAUAGAGUUGGGAUAAUGAGCCAUACUCAGAAUGUAUGGAGUGGGAUGUUCUUAUUCAUGAACAGUUUACUGCCUUGAUAUUCAGAACAACAACCUUGAGUCAGGCAGAACACAUCGGAGUUAGCUCAAAGUUAAGGUUUUUUUACUUUCAGUUUGAGUUCUUCAAGUCAUCUCCACCUGCUUAAAACAAUUUUCUAGUUGAGCCCAAAGCUAAGUGUUUGACAUUCCUUGAAACUUCAUUUAUAGAUGAAGCUCCUGUGCUAACACACCAUCAAAUUCCAGGUAGAGAUACCAUACAAGAUGACACGUGCAUAUAGUUUGUCAGAGUUAUGGAUUAAUAACACAUCUUGGCCAUUAUUCUUGUUCAUGUCACUGUCAGAGGGCAGUCACUGAUGGUCAUUUUUUACUGGCAGGCACAUCCUAACCACAGUUGCACAAGCACCAGGCUCAGGAAACAGUCCAGUACAAAGGACUAUGUCUGUUCAUAUCAGCACCAUCAGCUUGAAAGUCCUCAAAGGGAAGCAUCUCUUUCUCAAGCCCUUAUUAAAGUGUGAUGUAGCCUUUCAAUAAAUGUUGUCCAAUCUAAA